AUGGAGGCCGAGGGGCCGCCCCAGGCCAGGAGGUGCUGCCCAGAGGCCAUGGGGAAGCUCUUCCCUGGCCUCUGCUUCCUCUGCUGCUUAGUGACCUAUGCACUGGUAGGUGCUGCGCUCUUCUCUGCCAUUGAGGGCAGCCCAGUCCUGAGGCCAGAAGAUGAAGAGGUGUUCAAGGCCUUCCUGCACAAGUUGUCUGACAUCCUGGAAUGCAAUGGGACAGUUGCGGAAGGCAAGACACAGCACCUGCGGAAACACCUGCAGACCAUGAACCCCGAGUGGUUGCACCAGCCGGAAGACUGGACCUUCCUGAGCGCGCUCUUCUUCUGCUGCACGGUGUUUAGCACCGUGGGUUAUGGCCACAUCUACCCUGUCACCAAGCCUGGCAAGUACCUGUGCAUGCUCUAUGCCCUCUUUGGGAUCCCCCUGAUGUUCCUGGUUCUCACGGACAUAGGGGACAUCCUGGCAACCAUCCUGUCCAAGUCCUACAAUCAGUUCCGAAAACUCCCUUUCUUCCCUCGCGCCCCCUCUGAGUGGUGCUCUGGACUGCGCUGCAGGAGGAAGCCCAUCGCCAAGCCAGGGGUGGCCUCUGUCCCUCGGAUCGUCAUCAGCGCUGAAGAUCCCCGUGGCCCCAAGUCAGGCAAGUGCCCCUCAGACCCAGGCAGCCACGCAGAGCUGUUGAAGAGUCUUCUCUUCGCACAAGAGAAAGAGAACCUGCUGGCCCUGGCCCCACGGACCAUGGAGAGGAGCAACUCGUGUCCAGAGCUGGCGCUGGGGAGGCUGUCUGCCUCCAUCCUCAGCAACCUGGACGAGGUGGGGUGCCAGGUGGAGAGGCUGGAUGUCCCCCUCCCUGUCAUCGCCCUGGUGGUCCUGGCCUACAUCUCCUGUGCUGCCGCCAUCCUCCCCAUCUGGGAGACCAACCUGAACUUCGAGAGCGCCUUCUACUUCUGCUUCAUCACACUGACCACCAUCGGCUUCGGGGACACCAAGUUGGACCACCCGACCUUCUUCCUGUUCUUCUCCCUGUACAUCAUCAUCGGGAUGGAGAUCCUGUGCAUCGCCUUCAAGCUGAUGCAAAACAGGCUCCUGCACGUGUACAGGGACCUCCUGCUGUGCCUGGCCACAGGGAGGUGCUGCCACCUGCCUAGGAAGUGA
Marmota monax (woodchuck) is the source of this 1155-nucleotide messenger RNA. RefSeq names its product potassium two pore domain channel subfamily K member 18 (gene Kcnk18). Gene Ontology annotation, cellular component: membrane. The record is from RefSeq and is a predicted model, not a curated record. The transcript is spliced from 3 exons. Gene Ontology annotation, biological process: stabilization of membrane potential; potassium ion transmembrane transport. Gene Ontology annotation, molecular function: potassium ion leak channel activity. Lineage: Eukaryota; Metazoa; Chordata; Mammalia; Rodentia; Sciuridae. The coding region runs from base 1 to 1155 and encodes 384 amino acids.